Molecule: messenger RNA, 2222 nt
Organism: Lolium rigidum
Lineage: Eukaryota; Viridiplantae; Streptophyta; Magnoliopsida; Poales; Poaceae
Product: scarecrow-like protein 6
Exons: 1
Coding region: 250-2109 (619 amino acids)
Biological process (GO): regulation of DNA-templated transcription
Cellular component (GO): nucleus
Molecular function (GO): DNA-binding transcription factor activity; sequence-specific DNA binding
Source: RefSeq, a predicted model, not a curated record
CUCACAUACGCAACGCAAAGACGAGUGCGAGAGGGACAGGAGCCACAGCGACGGCAGUAGAGAAAGAGAGAAGAAGGGUGGUAGUGGUGGUGGAGGUAGCUCCCUGUACUACUAAUGGCCCCGUAGACUCCACACCAGAGCCCGCCCAGUUUGGAACGACGAGCAAGAAGAACAAGACUAGACUAGCAUCCAUCCAAUUCUUGGCUGGCGGGGAUUGGUGGUAUCCAUGAGGUGUUGCUGCCGGACUAGAUGAGAGGAAUGCCCGUUGCUGUAGAGGGUCACGACGGGGGGAGCCUGCUGCUGCUGCAACAGCAACAACACCUACUGCACGGGAUCGCCAAGGUAAGCGCCGGCGGCGCCUUCUGGGAGGAGCCCACCUCGGUGCUCGACCACCGGCACAGCCCCAGCCCGAGCCCCCCAGCUUCCGCGCUGUCGUCCGAGGUGGCGACCCUCGCCGGCGCCAAGAACGUCUCCCCGCCGCCGCCGCCGCCGCAGGCAUGGCCCGGCGGGGAGGACGCCGGGGUUAAGGAGGAGUGGGCGCACCAGCUGGCGCCCCUCGACAUGGGCCUCGGCGCCGGCGCCGAGGCCUGGGACGCCACGCCGCACUCCGGCCUCGCCGGCCCCGACAGCACCUUCCUCCGCUGGUUCAUUGGCGGCGGCGAGGACGCCGCCGGCGUCAUGGACCCGCCCGUGCUCGAGCUCGACCACGCCGCGUCCAUCAUGUCGCCGCCCGCCGCGGCGUUCGGGCCCAGCCUCUCCUCGUUCAUGGAGGACGCCAAGCCGGCGCCUUUCGGCCACGGGCCCAGCUUCCUGACGCACCACCCGCAGCCACACGCGGCGUACUUCGGCGGCGCGCACCCGUCCUUCGAGCCGGCGGCGCCGCCCCCGAAGCGGCACCACCCGAUGGCCGCCGCCCCGGCGCCCAAGCUGCCGCCUUUCCCGGGGCCCCUCGCUCCGGCGGGCAACUUCCUGCCCGCCCUCAAGCCCAAGGCGGGGGCGGCCAACGACGAGGUGGCCGCCGUGGUGGACCAGCUCGCCGAGGCUGCCAAGCUUGCCGAGGCGGGCGACGCCUUCGGCGCACGCGAGAUAUUGGCGCGGCUCAAUUAUCGGCUCCCCGCCGCCCCCGCGGCCGGGACGCCACUCCUCCGCUCGGCCUUCUACUUCAAGGAGGCCCUGCGCCUGGCGCUCUCCCCGACCGGGGAGAGCCCCGCGCCGGCGGCCUCCACGCCCUACGACGUCGUCCUCAAGCUCGGCGCAUACAAGGCCUUCUCGGAGGUGUCCCCGGUGCUCCAGUUCGCGCACCUCACCUGCGUCCAGGCCGUGCUCGACGACCUCCGCGGCGCGGGCUGCAUCCACGUCCUCGACUUCGACAUCGGCAUGGGCGAGCAGUGGGCCUCGCUCAUGCAGGAGCUCGCGCACCGCCGCCCGGCCACCGCGCUCAAGGUCACCGCCUUCGUCUCCCCGGCCUCGCACCACCCGCUCGAGCUGCAGCUCAUCCACGAGAACCUCGCCAGCUUCGCCGCCGACCUCGGCGUCUUCUUCCAGUUCACCGUCUUCAACAUCGACACCCUCGACCCCGCGGACCUCCUCGCCCUCGCCGGUGGCGACGCCAUCGCCGUCCACCUCCCCGUCGGGGCCGCCCACUCGGCGGCAAUGCCAGCCAUCCUCCGCCUCGUCAAGCGACUCGGCGCCAAGGUCGUCGUCGCCGUCGACCGCGGAUGCGACCGCACGGAGCUCCCCUUCGCCGCGCACCUGUUCCAGGCCUUCCAGUCCACCGUCUUCCAGCUCGAGUCCCUGGACGCCGUGGGCACGGACCCCGACACGGCGAGCAAGAUCGAGCGCUUCCUCGUCCAGCCGGCCGUCGAGCAAUGCGUCGUCGGCCGCCACCGCGCGUCCGUCGACAAGGCGCCGUCGCUGCCGUGGCGGGCCGUGUUCGCGUCCGCCGGGUUCACGCCGGUGCAGGCCAGCACGUUCGCCGAGUCGCAGGCCGAGUCGUUGCUGCACAAGGUGCCCGUCCGGGGGUUCCGGGUCGAGAAGCGCGCCCCCGGCUCGCUCUGCCUCUACUGGCAGCGCGCCGAGCUCGUGUCGGUCUCGGCGUGGCGGUGCUGACCUCGCCGUCGGCCGGCUCGCCGCCCACCGUGCGUCAAAACAAGCCGAUCGUUUAGUUAGGACUGAUGAUCCUACUACCACAAGUAUGUUCCUGUUGUAAUGAUCUGAAUUGU